GCCCGGCCCGCCGGCUCCACGGUGAAUUAAAAAAAAAAAAACCAAGGAGGUCUAAAAGCCACAGUAAACCAGUUCUUCAGAUCCCCAUCAAGAUGGAAACCUUUUGCCUCAGGGCUUCCUUUUGGCUGGCCCUGGUUGGAUGUGUAAUGGGAGAUAAUCCCGAGAGAUACAGCAGCAAUCUAAGCACUUACCUGGAGGACAGCACCAGUUUUCAUGGAACAGAGGGCUACUUCCCGGUCACCACACAUCCGCCCACAAAUUUGGCUCUACCCAGCAAUGGCUCAAUGCACAACUACUGCCCACAGCAGACUAAAAUUACUCUAGCUUUCAAAUACAUUAACACAGUGAUAUCGUGUACCAUUUUCAUCGUGGGAAUGGUGGGGAACGCAACGCUCCUCAGGAUCAUUUAUCAGAACAAGUGCAUGAGGAACGGACCCAACGCGCUCAUCGCCAGCCUGGCCCUCGGAGACCUCAUCUACGUGGUCAUCGAUCUCCCUAUCAAUGUAUUUAAGCUGCUGGCUGGGCGCUGGCCUUUCGACCACAAUGACUUUGGCGUCUUCCUCUGCAAGCUGUUCCCCUUCCUGCAGAAGUCGUCAGUGGGCAUCACCGUCCUCAAUCUCUGCGCGCUGAGUGUUGACAGAUACAGAGCAGUUGCCUCCUGGAGUCGCGUACAAGGAAUUGGAAUUCCCUUGAUUACUGCCAUCGAAAUCGUCUCUAUCUGGAUCCUUUCCUUUAUCCUGGCCAUCCCUGAAGCCAUCGGCUUCGUCAUGGUCCCCUUUGAAUACAGGGGAGAGCAGCACAAAACCUGCAUGCUCAAUGCCACAUCGAAGUUCAUGGAGUUCUACCAAGACGUGAAGGAUUGGUGGCUCUUUGGGUUUUACUUCUGCAUGCCUUUGGUGUGCACUGCGAUCUUCUACACCCUCAUGACAUGUGAGAUGUUGAACAGAAGGAAUGGCAGCUUGAGGAUUGCCCUCAGUGAGCAUCUCAAACAGCGUCGAGAAGUGGCAAAAACCGUGUUCUGCUUGGUUGUCAUUUUUGCGCUCUGCUGGUUCCCUCUGCACUUGAGCCGUAUUUUGAAGAAGACUGUCUAUGAUGAGAUGGAUACAAACCGCUGUGAAUUACUUAGUUUCUUGCUGCUCAUGGAUUACAUCGGUAUUAAUUUGGCAACCAUGAAUUCCUGUAUAAAUCCAAUCGCUCUGUAUUUUGUGAGCAAGAAGUUUAAAAAUUGUUUCCAGUCGUGCCUCUGUUGCUGCUGCCACCAGUCCAAAAGCCUGAUGACCUCGGUCCCCAUGAAUGGCACAAGCAUCCAGUGGAAGAACCACGACCAGAACAAUCACAACACAGAGAGGAGCAGCCACAAGGACAGCAUGAACUAACCACUGAAGAACAUGGGUCCACGUUCCGUCAAGUCCCGCUGGGCAGUCAUCUGGCAACGACGUCUCCAGAAAUCUCUUCUGAGCUCCGCUUCCUUGACUCAGUCCCACCCCGCCCCCACCCCCGAAAUAUUCUACAAAGGCUUCACCCAACAGCACAGAGUGGACUGGCUUAUAUCCACAAAGUCCAUGAAUCGUUACCUAGCUUAUAUAUCCUGCAUGCUCCAAACACUCAAAAAUGGCAGGAAGUGGGAGACAGUGGGGGCCUGUUAAAGGAAACCAGAAGGAUUUUUGCUGCCUCUGCAUGAAAAUCAUUUGGAGUACAUGACCAUCUUUCCUGGUGGUUCCACGCAGUGUUCUACCACACUGGUCAUCACAAGAAUUGAGAGAGUAAGACCAAAUUUACUAAGUACUUUUUUUUCUUUUUUUUUGGCCAAACAUAGCAUGGAUUUUGAACACUUUUCUUUGAAACGUCAUUCAGUGCCAGUAUUUUUUUUUUUACUGUAUAAUAGCCUAGAAAUGUUUGAGCUAAUUUACAUAUAUUUUGUAAAAAAAAAAAAAAAAGAACACAAAAAAAAUAACACUGAGGUUGAGAUAAGCAAUGAGGUUAAAUGUUCCUGACAUCACUGUUUUGUUUUUCACGCAUGAACUCUAAAACUGCAACAGAAAAACAGGCCAUAGGCACAUACAACACAGAUUGGUCUUCAGAAAUAGCAGCUCCACAGCUGCUAUUUGAAGGAAAAUGUUUAAAACCUGUAUUUUCUUUUUCUAACUUUUUUUCCCCAGAAAAUAUUGAACAUAUUUUUAUGUUAAACUCAAAAAUAAUAUUUGCAGGUUGGGCAUGGUGAUGCCUGCCUAUAAUCCCAAUCGUAGCCCUGAGGAGAAGGAGGAAGAAGAAUCACAAGUUCAAAGUCAGCCUGGGCUACAUGGCAGAGAAUAAUAUUAAUAUCUGGAUAAAAUAACCCUAUUUUUCACAAGCCCAGUUUUUCAUGUAUAAAUCAUGUUUCACGUCUGUAUGUGCCAUUUAACUAUGUCUGAGACUUUCAGUGCAAUGUGUCUAAAGUAUACUUAAGGAGGAAAAGAAUAUUUUUAGAGGGUGGGGAAACUUUUGUUGGGUUUUGUAAUAUAUAUUAUCCUGUUUUAGUCUCUUUAAUUUCUCCUGAAAUGUUAACUAGCUGUAAGGUUUUUUUAGUAGUUCCUUUUUCCAAGUAGGAAAGCUAAUUUGCAAGUGGUCAGAGGAGUCAGUCCUACCAGGGAGUACAGUGACUCCCACUGUGAACCUUUGAUUUGUCACUUCUUUGGAAUGACAGCAUGAACUAAGGCCUCACCCCACCCCAUCCUACUCCCAGUGGUCAUCAUUUCAAAGGGUCCACAGUGACUUUGCUGGGCCUUUUCCCAGAUGUUUACAGACUGUAAGGAGAAAAAGUCCUUCAUUAUUUGUGAGUGAGUGUGUGUGUGUGUGUGUGUGUGUGUGAACAGUUGUAAGUUUUUGUGUGAUAAACCUAAGAAGAAUGGACUGUAUGGAUUCAGUAAUCUAAUCAUAAUGCCCAGUGGUUGUACAAAGCACACGGUCUAAGUGGAUUCUGGGUGACUGUUCAUUACAACAACCCACCUCAGUCAGUCUUCACACGCAAGACUCUCCUGUGCUUAUCCAUCUUGUGGACUAUGUUCCUAUUGCAAAUGGAGUAUAAGUGGGUAGGCGGGGCACCAUGUAAAGUUCCCGAACGACGGGUUAGCAAGACAGAGUUUUGCUACGUUGGUUGUUUGACAAAGCAGUCAUAGUGUUUUCUGUGUUAAAGCCAAAGGCAUUACACUUGGUGAAGUAUUAUUCUCAUCCUGGCAAGUUGCCUAAUUUUUCUAUCAAACGUCACCAGCUACACUGCUGGUGAUAAAUUAGGUAAACGAAUGUGUUGGGUUGUAUUAUAGUAGAGUUGUAAGUACAGUGUAUCAGGUU
Messenger RNA from Perognathus longimembris pacificus (Pacific pocket mouse), 3327 nucleotides. RefSeq names its product endothelin receptor type A (gene Ednra). Bases 93 to 1376 code for a protein of 427 amino acids. Gene Ontology annotation, cellular component: membrane. The transcript is spliced from 8 exons. NCBI's taxonomy places the organism in Eukaryota, Metazoa, Chordata, Mammalia, Rodentia, Heteromyidae. Gene Ontology annotation, molecular function: endothelin receptor activity. The record is from RefSeq and is a predicted model, not a curated record. Gene Ontology annotation, biological process: regulation of blood pressure; enteric nervous system development; vasoconstriction.